Purpureocillium lilacinum is the source of this 345-nucleotide messenger RNA. Its product is annotated as mitochondrial 37S ribosomal protein bS16m. Gene Ontology annotation, molecular function: structural constituent of ribosome. Gene Ontology annotation, biological process: mitochondrial translation. Lineage: Eukaryota; Fungi; Ascomycota; Sordariomycetes; Hypocreales; Ophiocordycipitaceae. Gene Ontology annotation, cellular component: ribosome; mitochondrial small ribosomal subunit. The record is from RefSeq and is a predicted model, not a curated record.
AUGGUCGUCAAGAUCCGCCUCGCCCGCUUCGGGCGCAGAAACUCGCCCUUCUACAACAUCGUCGUCGCGCACGCCCGCACGGCGCGCAACUCCCGCCCGCUCGAGGUCCUCGGCACGUACGACCCCGUCCCCAAGCCCGACCCCUACGACAGCUCCGGCGCUCUGCACAAGGACAUCAAGCUCGACACUCAACGCGCGCGAUACUGGAUCGGCGUCGGCGCCCAGCCUACCGACACGGCCUGGAGGCUGCUCUCGAUGGUGGGCAUCUUGCCCAAGAAGAUCUUCGGUCCCAAGGAGAACAAAAAGACUGGCGAAGUGCAGGCAAGCGAGGUUCGCAUUCGAUGA